Messenger RNA from Xenopus tropicalis (tropical clawed frog), 1554 nucleotides. RefSeq names its product keratin 70 (gene krt70). Gene Ontology annotation, molecular function: structural molecule activity. Gene Ontology annotation, cellular component: intermediate filament. The record is from RefSeq and is marked provisional. NCBI's taxonomy places the organism in Eukaryota, Metazoa, Chordata, Amphibia, Anura, Pipidae.
ACUGCUACAUUGGGCCCCUUAACAUUACAGCAUCACAAUGAGUUUCUCUACCCGAAGUGUCUCUCAAUCCUCCCGCUAUGGUGUUCUGGCAUCACCCAUGGUGAAUCGGGCCCUAAGUGUGGCAGGGGGUGCCCAGACUGUCCGGAUGUCCUCUGCUAAACUGACCAGCUCUGCGUUUGCCGGACCCUCUGCCCUUGAUGUUAGCUCCUUUGGCAACAAUGGCAAGGAGACAAUGCAGAACCUGAACGAUCGUCUGGCCAGCUACCUGGAACGGGUCCGUUCCUUGGAGCAAGCCAACCAUGAGCUGGAGCUGAAGAUCAGGGAGUACUGUGAGAAGAAAGCUGCCAUUGGCUCCCCUGAUGUUAGCGGUUACUAUAACAUCAUCAACUUACUGCGCUCCCAGAUCAAUGAUGCAAGCAUUGACAAUGCCAGGCUGGUCCUCCAGAUCGACAAUGCCAAGCUGGCAGCUGAUGACUUCAAAAUCAAGUAUGAGUCAGAGCUGGCCAUUAGGACUGGAGUCGAAAGCGACAUUAUCGGACUGCGCAGAGUCCUCGAUGAGCUGACCCUCAAUAAGACAGACCUGGAGUUGGAGAUUGAAAGUCUGAAGGAAGAGCUGAUUUACCUAAAGAAAAAUCAUGAAGAGGAACUUGCUGUUGCUAGGGCCAGUGCCAGAGGCCAAGUUGAUGUACAGGUUGAUUCUGCUCCUCCUGUUGACCUGUCACAGAUCAUGUCUGAUGUGAGGGCUCAGUAUGAAGGCAUGAUGGAGAAGAACCGCCAGGAGGUGGAAGCCUGGUACAGAGGACAGAGCGAAAAUCUCAACAAAGAAGUUGCCACCAACACAGCUGCUCUCCAGACAUCUAAGUCGCAGAUUACAGACCUGAAGCGCACAAUACAGAGCCUGGAGAUUGAACUUCAGUCACUCUUGAGCAUGAAAGGAGCACUGGAAGGCACUUUGGCAGAAACCGAGGCCCGAUAUGGAGCUGAGCUCAACCACCUUCAGGCCAUGAUCACGCAAAUAGAAUUAGACCUUCAAAACUUACGGUCAGAUGCCGAGCGCCAGUCUUUGGAGUAUAAGUUGUUGCUCGAUGCCAAGACAAGGCUGGAAAUGGAAAUUUCCACCUACAGACGCCUGCUAGAAGGAGAAGACACCAGAUUUUCCCAGACUGAAACACAGAAAGCUGUUACCAUCGUCAGUAAGGAACAAAGCAAGAGCUCCAUCAAAAAGGUGAAGACGGUGAUCGAAGAAGUAGUCGACGGGAAAGUGGUCUCUUCUAGGGUCGAGGAAGUGACUGAGAAAUCCUAAAAAGAAUCUUAAGAAUUAAGAGCCUGUACCUGAGAAAGGGCAGCAGAAGAGUUGAAAUAACAUAGUCUUGAAGGCAACCAAGAAGCUUCAUUUUAAAAUGUAGCCUAUACGUAAAUGUUUAAUAUGACAGAGAAGAUAUGAAAGCAGAAGAGAAAUUAGCAAAAUAAAUGUCAUGUAAUGCAAACCUAGGCUGUUUGUGUUUAACUCUUCCUCAGGGACAAUGCAUCCAAAUAAAGAAUUCUAAGUUAAAA